This is a messenger RNA of Priceomyces carsonii, 1161 nucleotides long. RefSeq names its product putative nitronate monooxygenase. Gene Ontology annotation, molecular function: nitronate monooxygenase activity. Bases 1 to 1161 code for a protein of 386 amino acids. The record is from RefSeq and is a predicted model, not a curated record. The transcript has a single exon. Lineage: Eukaryota; Fungi; Ascomycota; Pichiomycetes; Serinales; Debaryomycetaceae.
AUGUCCAAACUUUCCACAAGUCAGACUUUCUUAAAAGCGAUAGGAGCAAAAAUUCCAAUCAUUCAAGCGCCAAUGGCAGGGAUUUCAACUCCUGAAUUGUCAUAUGUUGUUCAAAAGACCGGAGGAAUUGGCUCUAUACCUUUCGGUGGAGUUGAUCUAACUAAAGGGAUUGGGCCGCUUGUCAAAUUGAUAGAAGACUUUAAGUCGUUGAGUAGUGACUCCAAUAUAGUCAACUUGAAUUUUUUUUGUCAUGAUUAUAAAGAACAAGCACGGCCACUGGAUGAACAAAAAAAGAAUUGGAUCUCAUUACUAGAAGAAUCCUCUGGAUCAGUUAUUGGUGAUUUGGUCAAUUUCAGGAAUGCAAAUGUUUCGUUGACUGAAAUUGAAGAUCGUUAUCUGGAAAUUUUUAGUGAACUUCUACAGUAUUUAUGUGAUUAUAGACCAAAAAUGGUCAGCUUUCAUUUUGGACAUCCUUCCAAGAACGCUAUAUCGAUUCUAAAAGACAAUCAAAUAAUGGUUUUUGUCACAGCAACUUCGGUCCUGGAAGCGAAAUAUUUAGUCGAUUUAGGAGUUGAUGGCUUGAUCUUGCAGGGAUUCGAGGCAGGUGGACAUAGGGGAAAUUUCUUAACAACCACUUUGUUAGACGAGUGUCUUUCAACAUCUGCACUAUUUAAACAGGUGAAGCGCCAUUUAGGUCAAAACGCUGACAAGGUCCACUUGGUACCAUCUGGUGGGAUCGUAGAUGGCGAAACUAUCGCAUCAUAUUUAUCUCAAGGAGCUUCUGCAGUUCAACUUGGUACUACGUUCUUGACUGUUCCAGAGUCUAAUUCAUCAGAUUUUAUUAAAAAUCGUAUUUUGCAGCACAAUGGCGAACCUACGAUAAUGACAUCCCUAGUGUCAGGUAAACCAGCAAGAGCUUUAAGGACAAAAUUUUUAAAAGAUUUGGUUUCUUACUAUGAUAAAACUCCUACUAUACAAACUCAGCCACCGUAUGGUUGGGCUUACAGUGCUUACAAGCAAUUGGCUCAAAUCAAGAAGGAUCCGCAGCUUGGAUUUUAUUUGGCGGGACAAAAUUAUACACUUAUUGACCCCACAUUAAAUACUGAACAAGUCAUGAAAAAGCUCUCUUCUGAAAUAAACAAUAAGAACUCUUCUACUUAA